UUCACCUGGCUGCAGUCAGGGAGGGUUGUUAAGGUGAUGUGGGGACACCUGUGUCAGCCUCAGCCAGGCUACAAAUACAGGUCGGAUUUCAGAGGCUCUUUUGGUCCCUCCUCGGCUCCACAUCGCUCCAGAUCAGAGCAGGUUGUCACUCCAGCCUUGGAGGUUUCCAAGGAUGCUGCAAAGGCAGUGAUGUUGGUGUCCCACUUUGAGGCGUCCAUUAAUGCUCCUGCUAUGGCACCUCUUCGUUGUGCAGAGGAUGUGACCCGCAGAUUAGCGGAGACCCUGCCAUGGGAUGGUCAGAGCAGGGAGAGCUGGGUCCGGGAUCUGGAGAGGCUGAAGGAGGAGCUUCAGUCUGCCGUGCACUUCAUUCUCCAACCCCUCAGGGCCGUUUCCAGCUACCAUCACUACUUCAACAAGGCCAACAGCUGGUACAGUCUGGUCCUCUGUGAGAACAUCCUUCAGGAGCUGCUGUCAGGAGUUGUUCCUACAGAACAGCACAGGAGGGUGACCUGGGGGAAGAUCCCUGUGUGGAGGUGCAAACUGUCCACUUUCCUAAAGAAGAAUCCUCCGCCAGAUACAGAGGAGCUGGUUCACCUGUCUCGCCUGUCUAAUGUCGUCCCAGGUGAUGCAGUCCAGCAGGCGGGGAGGCAGAUGUCAGAGCGGUGCAUGACCCUGAGGAACCUUCUUACUUCUUCAGGACCUGUAAAUGUGGGUCACCUCCAGCUGGCCCUACAGUGGCAAUAUGAGUUGUUGCGGAGCAGCCAUUUAAAUCAGUUCCAUGCGCACAGUGCGACAAACGGAACCACCAAAGAGUUUCAAAACAGCCUCUUGGAGUCCAAGCUCACUAAAUGUGAGCGAGGUAAAGGAACUGAACAGCUUCUUGGAACGAGUCCUUUGGCUGAAGUUUCUGAGAUGGUGUCAGCUGCAUGCAAGUCCCCCUCCCUUAAAUCAUUUGACUCAGGCUGUGAUGGAGAUGGGAGCAGCCGACUGGAGGCCUGGAAAGGGAGGGAAGAAGUUAAAGGUCUGCCUAGAUUAGCUGGGAUCAGGGACUGUGUGAGACCGACCAUCAGCCAUCCUCAAAUCCUUAGAGAGCACAGCAACAGUGUUUCAGAUCCUGUGGAUCACAGAGGGGAGGCUGACUCCUCUGGGACUAGAAUCCAGAUCGUUACUAAAGUAACUGAAGAUUCCCUCAAUUUAAAGAUUAAAAUGAAGCUCUCGGCUGCACAUCCAAGUAAUGUUUGGUUAAGUUUGCCAGCAGAGGAUCUGGAAAACUCGUACACUGUCAUUAUCACGCACAGCCCCACAACGCAGAAGACGGAUACCUGCACCAAUGGCACCCACUGCAACAGUUCUCCUGUUCAACCCACAAAGAUGGAGGAGUCCGGGCCACGGAGCAGGGACUGGAUACGACAUUCUCAGAGCAGUUUGGAUGAUCCUGGAUUAAGUCCCAUCCGAAACGUACUCUCCAGCACUAUUACAGAUGGAAGAGACGAGUCCACCUCCACCACAGAGGGGAUUCCCAGUCUUCUCUGGGAUUCUUACGACCUUCAUGACCACAGUCAGGAUGCUGUGGAUGGGCACGACCAUUGGCCACUGUGGAGUGAGGACCAGUUUGGUGUGACGUCGUUCAGUGGGUUAACUGAAGCUGAUGUUCUUGGCCUUGGAGACGACCUUGAUCCGGCAGAGUAUGACAACCUCAAGGAAGCCGGAUCAACUGGAUCUGCAAGUGAAACAUGGGUUUCUGAAUAUGGACACUGCAAUGAAGCUUCAACAGAAUCAGCAGCAUUUCACAGUUGGCCCGACCUGCUGACGGAGCUAAGGCUAGUCUACAUUCUGGACAAGGGGAUCAUGGAGGAGCACCUGAAGACCUAUGACACCCAAUGCAGUGAAGAAACCCACAACAAGGAACUCUGUGAGAGGCCUUCAGAUAAAUGGUCAAGUGUGAGCAAAGAGAAGGAGUUUUUCUGGUUACAACUGGAAAAGGAGAAAAAGGAGGUGACGCUUGAAAAGAAGUUGGACAAAGUUGGAGCAGAUUUGGUUCCUGGUGCUGUCCCAGAGGCUACAGGCUCUUGCUUCGAGGAUGAUCCAUCUGGAUGUAAUCGAACUACCUUAAAUAGUAUCUCUGAUUUAAAGCAACCUGCUAAAAAACCAAAAAACAAACUUCUGGGAUGUGUCUAUUGGAAAGAUUUGGACACAUCUGGUGAAUAUGCGACCAUAUGCAAACCAGAAGCCUCUUUAAUCCCUGAAACGUGGCCAGAUGAUGGCGUGUUUGAUCCUGGUGGGAAAUCACUUCAUCCUCCAAUGCCAAGAAAAGCUUCACUUCCUAUGAACACCAACCUUACAGAACUUGAAUCUCCUUGUUCCACAGAGCUGGCGACUCCAGCUCUGUCUUCAGUAGCUCAAGAUCCUGAUUUUGUGCAACUUGAUCUACAAGAUAAAUCUAUUAAAUCUCAGCUAGAGAAUGUAACUCCAGCCAUCAGUUUCCACUUAGAGGAUGUGUCUGAAAUAACAACCAGAAGUGACGAGGGGGCACCAAACAUGGAAAUCCGGACUUCAUCUCUCAGUGAUGAGUGCCCAGUUGAACAGUCAGCACCACAGCUGCUUCCUGACCAGUCUCUGGAGUUGGACCCUGGUGGAAGAGACAACCUGACUGAAAACUUGCCUGAUGGUGUUCUGGCCCCGUUUAACAUCGACAUGAGAGAGAUUUUGGAUUCGUCUUUUGGUCGGGGAAUCCUCUGCUGCCCGGCCUGCACAGGUCUGACGAGACAGGGAGUGUUCGUGUCACCAGUGGGGGAGAGGUGUUGGCCAACCUGUCCACCUCCAGAAGGCAGGAAGAAACUGCAGAACCGAGCCUGCAAAUCAUUUUCAAGAAAUGACCCUAAGACGGACUCCUGUAAAGUCUGCCAGACGGACUCCUGUGUAACGUACCACUUACAUUUAUUUCCCCAAAUGCAAUUUAGACAUGGCUCUAAUUCAGUGGAUUGUCUGAGCCAUUACAUAACUCUUUUUAAUCCUGAGUCUGUCUGUGGAGUCAGUUUUUCUUUUGUCAUCAGUUGAGAUCCACCAAUAAUGGCAACGGCAAAACUUCUGUCCGUCAUAAAAUUCCUGUCAGUCGAUGUCAUUGGCCGUCAAAAAUCUUUUUAACUGUCCCAACUUUCCUGUUCUGUGUCUGUGUCCUGAGAAUUUUAGCAUUAUUUAAUUUGAUUUUACUUUCUUCCAGAUAUUAUAAUAUAAGCUAUAAAUAAGUCAAAUUUAAACUAUGACCACAAUAAAUGAUCACUGGGCAUGAUGUAAGCCUGGAGCUGGGCGGUUUGUUCGUGGUAGAACAUCCUGUUGAUCUGAGCCACCUCCAGCUGCUCGUUCUGUUCACGCAGGUCAUUU
This is a messenger RNA of Hippoglossus stenolepis (Pacific halibut), 3381 nucleotides long. RefSeq lists its product as uncharacterized. The coding region runs from base 37 to 3057 and encodes 1006 amino acids. NCBI's taxonomy places the organism in Eukaryota, Metazoa, Chordata, Actinopteri, Pleuronectiformes, Pleuronectidae. The record is from RefSeq and is a predicted model, not a curated record. The transcript is spliced from 8 exons.